Molecule: messenger RNA, 1475 nt
Organism: Macadamia integrifolia
Lineage: Eukaryota; Viridiplantae; Streptophyta; Magnoliopsida; Proteales; Proteaceae
Product: protein POST-ILLUMINATION CHLOROPHYLL FLUORESCENCE INCREASE, chloroplastic
Exons: 9
Coding region: 463-1308 (281 amino acids)
Biological process (GO): chlororespiration
Cellular component (GO): thylakoid; chloroplast stroma
Source: RefSeq, a predicted model, not a curated record
ACACUGCACACCAUGGAUGGAUUCAGCUUCGAUGUCUCGUCUCUACCCUACUCCUGUUGCAUUGAAAGAAGGUCGAGAACCCAAGACCUUCUUUCAAUUGAUGGUAGCAGAGCUAAUCAAUUGUUCUCAUCUUCUAACGGAACCAAUCAGCCAAUGUUUUUUAUACGGAGAAGCAUUGAGAAAGUUGAAGAAGAUUUCAUUUCAUGGCUGAGCUUAUCUUUGCGGAAACCCUAAUUAAUUUCAGAGGACCCAGAUGAGCAGAAGACGGAAAUGUCUAUUUCAACAACGCCAACGUGGCUGUAUAGAUGAUAAGGCGGUUCUACUUGACGGUAAUGGAUUAGGGGCAUGCUCGCAGCUCAACCCCCCUCCCUUUCCCUUCCUACUUCCUGCCCACACGGCCAAACUGACUUAGCAGCGAAAUCGGCGGCCACAGGUAACACUGAAUUGAAUUGAAGCGUUCUAAUGGCGGCCUCGACAGCUUCAAUCUUCUCCUCAACGUUGCAGCCUCUGUACGCUGUCCGGUCUGUGUCUAGUUGCAACGCUGGUCCAUCUGUAUCUAACACUAAUCCAAGUAAUUUCACGGGCGCUCCCUUGCGGCUGUAUCUUCGAAAACAGAAAGUUGUCAAGAUAACUAGGGAAGUAAGGGCUGCCGCUGUUGCAACUUCUGUUGUGGAGGAAAUCAAAGAGUAUUCACUUUCAACAUGGGCAGAAUUUGACCUUGGAAGUGCUCCUAUCUUCUGGAAAACCACGAAUGGACUUCCUCCUGCUUCUGGAGAAAAGCUAACACUCUUCUACAACCCUGCUGCAAAUAAACUUACUCCAAGUGAAGAGUUUGGAAUUGGAUUUAACGGGGGAUUUAAUCAGCCCAUCAUGUGUGGUGGUGAGCCUCGGAUGAUGCUCAGGAAUAACCGGGGAAAAGCUGAUCCUCCCAUAUAUAGCAUCAAGAUAUGUGUUCCUAAGCAUGCUGUGAACUUGAUCUUCUCAUUUACAAAUGGAACCGAAUGGGAUGGUCCCUACAAAUUGCAAUUUCAAGUUCCCAAGGCAUGGCGAAACAAACGAAUCGAUUUUUUUAAUGAGGGUCUAGCCAAUGAAUUGGGCAAAGAGGGUGCCUGCGACAGAGCAAUCUUUCCAGACUCGAACAUUGUUUCCAAUCGCUGUGCAAUGAUUGGAAACUUGACAGUCGAAGGGGGAGAUCGCUGCAAUCUGGACUUCGUAGUAGGAUGCACAGAUCCAAGCUCACCCUCCUUUAAUCCAUUGGCUAAUGUUGAUGAUGGAUCAUGUCCAAUAGAUUCAGACACUGAGGAAUAGAAUUCUUGGCAGCCUUUCUUCCAGGUUCCCACUUAUAUCACUGUAUCAUAACAUGUUUCUUAACUUUUUUUUUUGUAACAUAUGUAGCAAGAAGCAGGAGUAACUCUCCCUGUAAUGAUAAUCACAAUGGUAUUUUAUGGAGCUUGUCUCGAUUAUCAGCUAACAAA